CUCCUCCGAUGCCCUCGACGGCGCAGUUCAAGAGCCAUGUCUACUCGAAGUACCGCGAGCUGCUGGGCUCGUACAACGGCAAGGCGAACGAAAUGCUGCAAGCCUACCCGGCGUACCGUGUGCAGGAGGAUAAAGGAUUCGCACUCGGUGGUGGCGUAGACUACGGUGGCCCGCCGCAGUCCACAAUUGGAAGCUCGGCCCGGCGGAUACAGGCACAGUUGCCAGCAGAACCACCAGCCUGCGUCCAGAAUGCCAUGAUGCGGCGGGAUAAACAGCCCUUCACCUACACACCGGGCGGGAUCGAUCUGUCACAAAUCAAGUCACCUCGCAUGGCCAAGCGGAUAUCGCGAAACGCCAACUCGGAAGGUGUGACGGGUCAGCCCAAGGUGUCACCAUUGGCUCAGAACAAUGGUAACGGUGCCAGCAAUGGCAGCCACAAUCCAGUAUCGCCAGCGGCCACUCUGGGAGCCGCUGCCAUGGGUAUGCCCUUCCAGGUGUUCCCCACAGGACCGCCGGCACCUCCGCCACCGCCACCACCAACGCAGGGCCGCGUAGUGCAGCCGAACGGUAACCGAUCGAUGCCCCCGCCUCCUCCACCGCCCGGACCGAUCGAGUCCCGGAAGUCACCGAAGCCACAAGUAUUCGAACCGCCACCGAUGGGCAUGCGGCCAGAAAUCAAGAUUCCCGUCAAUCCGUUGGCGAACCUGCGGAAGGCUCCGAGACCGCAGCCCAAGAACGACUACUGGAUCGAGGAGUACCGGCGGGAGAAACAGCAGGAGGGUGGCAACGGUGGCGGAGGUGGCGGAGGAGGAGGUAGUAGCAUUCCCCGACCUGUCCCACCCAGUUACAGCUACCCCGUUCGAGAUCUGGACGAUGAAGUUGCUAAAAACACUGUCCACAAUCGCACAGACGAGCUGACCGUACGAGGUGAACCAUUGGCACAGAAACGAUCACCAAGUCCAUCCAAUCUAACUAAACCGCAUGAGAACGGUUCGCGCGGCUCGUCGAUCAAGACGCCGCCGGUCUACGGCCAGAGUCCGGUGCCGGCCAAUCUUCCGCCCCCGAUCACCCCGACCAAAGUGUCCCCGGCGCGCCCCGCAACCGCCCCGUCACCCGGCGCCAAAGACUUAUCGUCCCCCCCACCACCACCGCCCGUGCUUCCCAAGCCCUCCGUUUCACCCGUGCCCAAGAGUCAGCCCACUAACAACAGUCACACGAUCACGAUCACUACACAACCCGUCAAUGGGGGCCGACCGGAACCGACAGCAGUCGUCGUCAGGACCGGCGCCGACCUUGCAGCUCCUUCACCACCACCACCCCCACAAGUACCAACACAGAAACCAUCCACAGUGGCAGCAUCGUCAGCAUCAUCCCCUACCUCCGCCACACAGAAACCCGCCCAGGCGCUGGGGUCCCUCUAUAUCCCGCCCGUACACGAGGUGUUCGCCAAUAGUAAGCAAAGUCUCCUUACCCAAGCGAGUCCACCAUGGAUGUCGUCACGGCACAAUAGCCUGAAGGAGCAGCCCGAAUGGGUGCACCGGGACGAUCCGGGAGCGGGCGACGAAGCCGGGCGUGAACGGUGGCGCUCACAGUCGCCGCCUAGCACACCACCAGAGUCAGAGCAGACAGAGCCACAGUCACAGCAACAGCAGCAGCAGACACAGACCGUCCAGACAGCACAGACGACCCGUGAAAGUGGUACUAAAUCCGUUGAUUCUAUCGCCACAGCAUCGUCACCGGUCGGCACCGGUGCACGACCGUCUCCAGCGUCCUACCAGCUCACACAGCAAACAGCUCCGGCAGCCCCGGCACCGGGAUCGGCCAACGCGGCUCGACCAUCGGUCGAUGUGUCCACACCGCAGCCUUACGCCCAGCAGCAGUUACGUGGCCAGGGACAACAGCAGCAGCAACCGAAUAGGGUAGGGCCGGCGGUUGGGGUGUCUCCGGUCACGGUUACGAUGCCGGUGGCCCGUCCCUAUCAGCAGCCACACGGACCGCCACAGGGACCACAGGGCUACUCGCAGGCGCAACCCGUCUACUCACCGCAACCACCGACCACAGCAGGACCGCAAAAGGAACGUAUCAUACCGAUACAGAUCGAAAAGUCUCCUGUACAGUCGCCGGCGACGGCUCCCAGCUUUGCGCCACCCCCUUACUACAGCCCCAGCGCAACCUACGGUCCCGGCAGCGCCAACGGCAGCAGCAUGCAGUCCCCGGUGCCGCUAGGAUUCGCGACCCCGCACAGUGGAUUUACGACCCCGACCGCCAUGUUUACCAACCCGAACCAUUUCGUCAACCAAGGCUACAACAACAUCAGCUACCCGCCGACACCGACCGGACAGCCGAUCCAACCGAUCUACCAAGCCGCCCAUCCGCACUAUCCUCCGCCGCUGCCGCCGACACAACAUUAUCCGAUGCACGCGCAACAGCAGCGUAUGCAGCAACAGCAACAGCAACAGCAGCAGCAACAGCAACAGUGUGUGUCGAACGUGCGCAUAGUGCCGAUCAAGGUGGAGGCCACCGCCGCCGAGCAUACGGCCCGCGGCCCGCUGGCCAACACGCCGGCCAUCAUUCAGAGUGGUGAUCGUAGCUACAUCAUCCACGACAUCCCGCUAGAAGCUAAGAUUCGGUUUCUUAAAAAUAGACUCAGUGAUCCACGCAGUAGCAACAAUGCUCAGGCUUGGAACGGUAACAACGCCCCGAACCAGUCGCGCUCGUUCCGAGUGCUGCAGCAAAUUACCGACACCCUGGAUGAGUCCGGGGAGUCCGCGAAGAACGGAAGCAAGGAGCCGAGCUCCCAGCCACAGCCAGCGGCCGGCGAUCAGACCGAUGCGAAGCCGGCGUAUGGUGGUCGGGCCGACGCCAGGACCCCAACCGGCGGCCAGCAGCAGCAGGAUCUGGGCGACGGGCAGCUGCGCCGAUUGCAGCUCAGCAACGAAGAUAAGGCGCUGAUGAACAGAGUAAAAAAUCAAGUCGACGGAGAAGUUUAUCUCCAUAACGAAGAAGAUCCUCGCUACCGUGGUGCCGCCAUACCGUCCAAAGCGUUCCGGUAUCUGCAGAACAUGACCGACAUGAGCGGUCAGGCUGCGAACCAAAGCACUACUGGCUCUGGAAAUCGUGCCCAACAAAUGUUCAUACCGAGCCGGCCAAGCUGCAACGAAUCAGACGGUGAAAAUCAACAGUCGCAACCGUACGUCCCACCGAGCGAGCAAACGGUGGAGGAACCAAAGAAGUACACCGGUGGCUCCAUCCCGAGCCGAUCGUUCAAGAUGCUGCAGGCGAUGACCGACGCGCCAGCCGAUCCAAAUUCCUCAGACACUGAGGGCGGCCAUGCUAGUGUCAAGCUGCAGCGUCACUGCAGCGGCACAGAGAUUCGGUACUCGCCCUACCCCUAUCCGCCGCAACCCACUUACUACUGUUGCACCCCCAAUUGGCACCACUACUACGAUCCCACUAACCCCCAGUAUUAUCCCCCGCACCAUCCCCACCACCCACCGCCACCGCCCCAUGCCGUCCCGGGCUAUUACUAUGGCCAUCCGCCUCCGCCGCCGCCGCUGCCACCGCCACCACUUCCACCGGGUCUGUACGAUCGCGGUGGCGGCGGCGGCGGCGGCGGUUACUACGGCGGCUACAUGUCUCCGCACCAUUUCUACUACGCACAAGAACCGUGCUCCCCGUGUACGCCGCCUCCGUACUACCAGAUCAGCCAGCAGCAGCCCCAGACGGCCUACUGCGAGGCGAUCCCUCACGAGGCGAUCCACACGUACGUCAUCACGACGCCACCGCCGCGUAUAGUCGUAACGCCGACACCGGCGACAACGGAUGACGGAUGCUGUUCCGAUAGCGAGUUGCUGCAGCGCAAAGAGCAGCUGGGCGAGCUGCACUCGGUGCCCGGCGAAGUGUUUACCGACGGCGGCCAUCACCCGCUCGUUCGGUCGCGAUCCAGCAUGCAGCGAUUGUCCGAGCGCCUCGCCGACCUGUCACCCGUCGCCGGUCAGACGGUCCGCUGUUCGCCUUGCAGUCCGCUGAACGAGCGGUACCGAACCUACGAGGAGAGUACCUCGUCGUCGGUGCCUUCGUCUCAGUCUGAGGCUUCAGACUCGGAAGACGAAGGCACCCAGCGUCGCUCGAACGGGCACGCCGGAAGGGGCAAGGCAGCGACGGAAACGGAAGACGACGACAACGAGGACGAGGAGGACGAAGAGGAGGAAGACGUUGAGGAGAGUGAAGAAGAGGACACGGCACAGACGGCAGACGCCGCGGCCGCCGCCGCCGCCACCGAGGAGCACCUGCCACAUCAGCUCAGUGUGAUCUUUGAGGAGGAGAGCAUGUACGGCGGCCAGUCAACGGUGGCCAGCAGCCGGAGGGCCAGCGUGUGUAGUAACAGCUCCACGCUCAGCGAUUGCUCCUCCACGCUGGCCAACGAUCUGGACGACGACGGCGAAGAAGCCGCGCUGAGCGGAGGUAAUCGAACCGAUGACGACAUCGAUCGGAUGGACGACGCCGACAUGGAACGGUCACUCGUUUCGGUGCGCCUUCCGCUGAAGCUGUCGUUCAGCAAGUCACCCAACAACGAGGACAUUGCGACGCUCGUCGUCGGAGAGAGCGAAAUCACGGACUCGAAAGAAACGAUGACCAACCCGAAGCGCGCACCGCAACCGGAAGCUACCGACCGGGACGACAGUGGUGACGAAAGCGAUACGGAAGAAUCCGACAGCGAGUCCGACAGCGGGAGUGCGGACGAAACGGACACGGACGUGAAGAAGGACGGACGCACCAGCCCGACGGAUGCAGCCGAUAGUGCGGACGUUACGGUUACGAUCACGAUUCCUUCGCUGACCAGCAAGAGCAAGUCCGGAGGCGACCAGCGGGGGUCCGGUGCCGCUGGCCACGCGCUGACAGCCCAGCACGAUGAGCCCGGGAAUCCUCCGUUCAAAAUAGACUACGAAGAAGCUUCCGAAGUGUCGGUGUCGGUUUCGUUGCCCUUAAAGCCCAAACUUAGCUCCUGCGGUGGGAAGUCUGAUGAGCCGUUGGAAUCUGCGGAACCGGAAGUAACCAAAGACCAGGAACAGGACGAGGAGGAAGAGGUAGACUUCUGGAGUCAGAUCGGUGACGACGAGGACGACUACCAGCGUCCGGUACGGUCGUACUCGCGAGAAAUGUGGAGCAGCAGCCGAGAGUUAAGUGUCGAUCGGCAGAGUGCCGCCGAGGAUGAUGAAGAGGGCAGCACAACGGGCAUGACCGAGUUCUGGAGUGCGGAAAAUGUUCCCACAGAAGCGGUGGACCCGUGGAAGCACAGCGCACGGGAGACGGUGCCGAGUGACGUGGCUCCAAGGGAGCAGAGUGAGUUCCAGGAUUCGCUCGAGUACUGGCAGAAGGAAAACGAACGUUUGGUGAAAGAUUUGUACGAAAGCCGCAGCAAACAGUCGAGUGCCCUGGCAAUGGACGAGAAUAACAAUAGAUGGGCAGUGGAGAACACGAAACAAGAGUUACAGGAGCCUCAGGUAGCGAUUGUCAGCGAUUUAGGAAACCCAACCACUGAGCCCCACUGUGAGGAGGAGGAAGGUUCCGAGUCGGAAAGUGAAGAGGACAGUGAAGAGUACGAGACGUCCAACACGUCGAAGGAAGAGUUCGAACUGGAGCGGGAAGCGAACCAGCAGCAGAACGCAGUCUCAGACCCACAAGAGAAUGGAGUCGAAGAGAAGCUGUGCAAUGGUUUGACCGAGGCUGCCGGUGACAAACUAGAUAAAGAUAAGAAGCUGUCGGUGAAGGAGAGAAUAUCGCUGUUUGAAACGCAGGCCAUCCAGAGCAGUGCGCAGGAGGUACGCGCUACGCCAACGCCUGUCGCCGGGAACCGGUUGAGACCCCCGUCGCAACAGCGGCUGUCGUACGAUGAGUCCGAGGCGGAGGACGACUCCGGCGUCACGUCGGACAUCAGCAAGCACAUCUCGGAGGUCGAGACGGACUCCGAGUGUUUCCCGGAGAUGCGCAAGAUGACACGGUACCAGCGGGCGGCCACACAUUCCAGGUUAUUCAAGCUUUUGCAGGACGAAAGUAACAACGGUGAUAGUGAGGACGAGGAAGAGGCUAGAGGUAACGAAGCAGGAGCAGGAGAUGAAGGAGUCAAGUUGAAGGACCGUCCAGCGUCCUCUGGUGGGGCGAAAAGUGAGCGUACGCAUAAAGUACCGGCAGUAGCCGGCGAUCUGAAGCUGGAAUCACCCAACAUGGCCCCGGCCGCUACAGCGACCGAUGGGCGACGCGAUCGUCUGACGUUGCCGAUCAGCAAGCAGUCGUCGUCCGGCAACGACAGCCUGUCGUCAUCUACCUCAUCGACGUCUCCUGUAUCAGGAAGCUUACACAACGAGAAGCUUGCCGAAGAGCUAGUACAAAGUUUGUUGAUGAAGAAAAAGGGCCGGCUGUUCCGCAACCUGCCGCUGGAGAAGCUGCACGCCGCCGCCCUGAAGAUCCUGCAGGAGGACCUCGAGUCGAACGGUACGAUCAGCUCGACGGAGGACAACCUGGCCACGGUCGACUCCACGCCGGCGCUGACGCCGCAGGAGUUCAAGGCCGAGUACCCGCACUCGUACGCCGACUACUACGACACGUGGAACAGCGGUGACCUGGGGAACACCGGCGGAUACCCAGACAACGGCUCCGACGGCGGUGCCGGUAUGGUGAAGCUGUUCCGUACCGUACCCGAGCACCAGUUGCGCGAGCCCCGCAAGGAUCCGCGAAUGGUCAAUGGUGGCACCUGGUCGCCCCGCUGUCCGCGGGUGUUCAGCAACAAAAACGUCCCGCGACUGGCGGAAGUACGGGAAACGGAGAUACCCGAGUCGCCCCGAGGAUCACGGCCACCAUCGCGGGCAUCCAACAACCGGUCCCCGUGCAUCCUGCUCGCCGGCCCAGUCGAAGACUAUCCGCACCGCAACACUGCCAUCAGACAGUUCAAGUUACAGUAG
This is a messenger RNA of Anopheles cruzii, 6959 nucleotides long. RefSeq lists its product as uncharacterized. The record is from RefSeq and is a predicted model, not a curated record. Bases 9 to 6959 code for a protein of 2316 amino acids. NCBI's taxonomy places the organism in Eukaryota, Metazoa, Arthropoda, Insecta, Diptera, Culicidae. The transcript is spliced from 12 exons.